Molecule: messenger RNA, 780 nt
Organism: Cygnus atratus (black swan)
Lineage: Eukaryota; Metazoa; Chordata; Aves; Anseriformes; Anatidae
Product: basic salivary proline-rich protein 4-like
Exons: 4
Coding region: 1-780 (259 amino acids)
Source: RefSeq, a predicted model, not a curated record
AUGACCCAAUUAAUUAAUUCCAGGCACUCUGCUCCUCUACCUGGAGCUGGUAGCCACGUUACCGAUAACGAAGCCCAGCACCUGCAGGCAUUAAAAAACGGGGGAAAAGAGCCCCCAAAAGGAGGGAAACCCUCCCAAAAAGGGGAAAAGAGCCCCAAAAAGGAGGGAAACCCUCCCAAAAAAGGGGAAAAGAGCCCCAAAAAGGAGGGAAACCCUCCCAAAAAGGGGAAAAGAGCCCCCAAAAAGGAGGGAAGAGCCUCAAAAAGGAGGGAAACCCUCCCAAAAAAGGGGAAAAGAGCCCCAAAAAGGAGGGAAACCCUCCCAAAAAGGGGAAAAGAGCCCCCAAAAGGAGGGAAACCCUCCCAAAAAGGGGAAAAGAGCCCCAAAAAGGAGGGAAACCCUCCCAAAAAAGGGGAAAAGAGCCCCAAAAAGGAGGGAAGAGCCCCAAAAAGGAGGGAAACCCUCCCAAAAAGGGGAAAAGAAAAAAGGGGGAAACCCUCCCAAAAAGGGGAAAAGAGCCCCAAAAAGGAGGGAAACCCUCCCAAAAAGGGGGAAAGAGCCCCAAAGAAGGGGGAAAAGAUCCCAAAAAAAGGGGUAAAGAGGCCCAAAAUGGGGGAAAGGACCCCCAAAAAGGGGGGAAACACUUCCAAAAAGGGGAAAGAGCCCCAAAAUGGGGAAAACCCUCCCAGAAAAGGGGGAAACCCUCCCAGAAAAGGGGGAAAGAGAUUACAGGCGCAGGAGCGGCACCCCAAAACCCACACGAGGUGGCGGCAGUACUAA